Messenger RNA from Durusdinium trenchii, 528 nucleotides. Lineage: Eukaryota; Dinophyceae; Suessiales; Symbiodiniaceae. The record is from the annotation of a GenBank genome assembly.
AUGUAUGUGGUGGAGCCUCACGAGAAUAUCAAUUCAUUGACCACAGCAAUGUACAUUUGCACAGUGACCGUGACCACAGUGGGGUAUGGCGACGUGACACCAACAACGAAUUCUGGCAGAGUAUUGGCUGGAGUGCUAUGCUUUAUCAGCGUGCUUUUUAUGGCGAUGCCGAUCUCCGUGCUGGGAAAUGCGAUGACACAUGCCUGGGCGGACCGGAGCCGCAUAUUGCUGAUGACAAGAACCCGUCAGAGACUCAAGAACUAUGGCUAUGAAGCAAGUGACAUGCCAUCGUUAUUCAGAAAGUUCGACAGCAAUGGAAAUGGCGAACUUACAAUGGAUGAGUUUUGCGAUAUGAUCGGCAAAAUGAAUGUCGGCAUCAGACCAUCAGAGGCGGAGGAGCUUUUCGAGCUCUUCGAUACCGAUGCCUCGGGAGGAAUCGAUGACAAAGAAUUCAUGAAGGCGUUGUUCCCCGAUGACUACCGCAGAAUCUACAUGCGAACGACCACCGCCACAAUGACAUUCACAUAG